Messenger RNA from Lates calcarifer (barramundi perch), 1215 nucleotides. Its product is annotated as protein S100-A11. The transcript is spliced from 3 exons. Gene Ontology annotation, molecular function: calcium ion binding; transition metal ion binding. The record is from RefSeq and is a predicted model, not a curated record. The coding region runs from base 142 to 408 and encodes 88 amino acids. Gene Ontology annotation, cellular component: perinuclear region of cytoplasm. Lineage: Eukaryota; Metazoa; Chordata; Actinopteri; Centropomidae.
UACCAGUUGCACUGAAUAGUGUACCAAAACACAAGUUGUAAAUGUAUAUAGACAAAUCAGUGAAUGUUUACCAGGAGAGGUAGACUAGAAAAGGCCAGGGGGGCUUGUGUCAGCACAGUUUACCCUCACGCAUAGUUGCUCAUGAUGGAGUCUGCUAUUGGUGUGCUGGUGUCCCAGUUCAAGGCGUAUGCUGGCAGUGAUGGUUCCUCUGACACAUUGAGCAAAGGCGAGUUCCGCAGACUGGUCACAUCAGAGCUCCCUAACUUUGUCAAGAAUGCUGGCGUCCCUGCUGUUGUUGACCAACUCAUGAGCUCAUUGGAUGAGAACAAUGAUGGAGAGCUCAACUUCUUGGAGUUCUGGCAGCUGAUUGGGCAUCUCGCAAGCAAGCAUGGGGGGUUCAGCCAAUAGAGCGUCCCCAGAUACUCUGUUACAGUUCCACAUGUGUUACUGACUUGUCUGUGUGCCAUACAGUUAGGAAAAAAAUGGGAAAACUGCCAAAUGGAAAACACCCUAAAGUCUGUUUCAGCUGCAACAAUGCUGUGUUUUUAUCAGUGGUCUGCUUUUCUUUUCACCCUGUUCUCUCACCAGCUGCUGCCAACCUGGCACACACUCUGUCACAGAAUACUACUGAACAAUUUCAGCAGUAUGAAAACCAGUCCAGACUGUUUCUUACCGCACACACAUAUGCACUCACAGCUGCUUGUGCUCACAGGUCUGCGAGGGUGUUGUAGAAGGGGAAUGCAUUAUGUGAAAGCUGAGAAUGUGUGUAUAAGCAUUAUGUGUUCUUGGCUUGUCUUUAUUCCUGAAAAGGCAGCUCUCGGUGUUUAGCGUCUCUUUCCAGGACACAAACAGAGGUGUGGCGUUGGCAAAGCAAGAUCUUAUGUUUAAAGCUGGAAAUGAAAUGCAAGAACCUGUGUGCUUUUCACCUAUCUGGCUUUUUAUUUGUUAAUUUGUUCAUAAAUUUCCUUUCUAGUGAACACUAUCUUUCCAUUCUUUGCACAAGUGAGUGAAGUUUCAGGGUGUGGCUUGAGUACAUCAGUCUGUUGGGAAAGCUUUGAACACACACGCACUAAAACUCGAGCGCGCGCUUGUUCCCACAUGUUGAGAGAAAGAGUGGGCCCGAGGAAAAAAAAAAAAACAUCUAGAGAUGAUUUUUUUUUUUAAAAAACAGACAAGACAAAUAAACUUGACAGAUGUAUUAAACCACUCUACAAA